UUUACGGGUUAGACGGCACAGUGGAUUAUCAGGCCUUACCGGGCGGGUAUGGAUAUUUGAUUAGUAUGGAUUCUAACAACCCACUUUAUAGUUUAUACUUCAAUUCCGAGCACUUCGCUGCUUCAAUUCGCUUCUCUGGUAAAACCCAAUUUCAUCGAUUGACAAACGGACGAUUCUCGUUCCAAUGGUUGACAGAAUCAGUGAACUGCCAGCAGAUUUAAAGGACCGAAUUUUGGAGUUCCUGGACACCAAAUCUGCUGCCCGAACAGCUCUCCUCUCAACUCAAUGGAAGGAUGUGUGGUAUCGGCAUGGUCGGCUUAAGUUUUAUUGCAAUGUCUACGAACGCUUGGCAUCUUUUGGAAACAUGAUAACUGAAGUUCUCUCCCUCCGUUCAGGACCCGUGAGGGAAUUUUCGCUUACUAUUUGCAAUCAGGAGGAUCCAGCCCUUCCCCAGUCUGAUAUUGAUUCGUGGUGCCUAUUUCUAUCCAAAAAUGGAAUUGAAGAACUUGACCUAGAUUUUUCUGAGUUUCAGGAUUAUGAUCUGCCAGUUUGUAUAGUCUCCUGCCCGACCAUUAAGGUACUCAAUCUUCGGAAUUUCUUCGUCCGGUUCCCUGUUAAUGCUCCACCUGGCAGUAUAUUUCCCCGCCUCACAUCUGCAUUGUUCAUCGAUACUCAUUUCGAGCAUAGUGCUGCUGGAAUUAUGUCUUGUAGUAUACCUAAUCUGGUUGACCUGGCCUUCUCCUAUUGUAUUGGGGUCCAAAAGUUUGUGAUCAAUGCUCCAAAACUGGAAAGCUUGAUGGUUAUUGGCUCCAGAAAUGAAUGGUCAGAAUGGAGAUGGUUUCUUCUUCAUCUUCCGAUAAUUAAGACUCUUUGGUUGUCUCCAGAAUUAUUUGUGGAUCAUCAUGGUGCUGCAAUAAAUAUUCAAGAGAUGUUACCAAUGGCAAUGAAUGUGAAAGUAAUUAAGCUGUAUGAGUUGAAUUUUGCUUCCGCAAAGCACUUUGAUUUCGCUGUUCAGCUGAUUAAAAAAUGUCCAAACCUAUGCGAACUGGAAAUUCUAGCAGAACAGGUUGUAAUGUCCAGCAUUUACAAACCUUUAAAUAUUUAGCAAGUAUGAGGCUGCCUUCUAUACACACAUCAUGAUAAUGCAUUAUUUCCCUUGUGCUGUAGAUUUUCUCCGGGCAUGAGAAUGAUGAGAUUAAAGCUGCUGCAAGGAACUUGGAAGAUCCAGGGUGUGGCCUUAUUGAUCAUGAACUGGCCGUGCUUAAAACAGUGAAGUUGGCAUCAUUUCUUGGACUCAGAUUGGAAGUACAGUUUGUCAAGGCAAUCCUGUCAAAUUCUCCCGCACUUGAGACACUUGUUAUUCAGGAAUCACCAAAUGAUGAUAUAGAUGACUCUAUGGCUUUAGGAAUCGCAACGGAAAUGCUCCACUUCCCUCGUGCUUCUCCAAAAGCACAAGUUGUCAUCUUGGAGUAUAGCUAUCCCAUGGUGGUUGUUUCACCUCCAUGGUUUUAGCUUUUCUGUCUUUCAUUUUCAAAUGGAUUAAUGCAACAUGUGGGGGCUUUUUUUCGGUAAUAAUCAUGUUACUGAGUUGUAAAAAAGUUCGUGUUUUCUAUCCAAAUGACAAUUAAACAAUAUUUUUUUUGUUUUUAUUAACUGAAGUAAAUGGAAGAAAUGAGAUGCUAAGCAUUUUUAUGCAGUAUAAAUUUUUGUGAGGUCUCAACG
Messenger RNA from Cuscuta epithymum, 1722 nucleotides. Lineage: Eukaryota; Viridiplantae; Streptophyta; Magnoliopsida; Solanales; Convolvulaceae. The record is from the annotation of a GenBank genome assembly.